Messenger RNA from Blepharisma stoltei, 327 nucleotides. Lineage: Eukaryota; Ciliophora; Heterotrichea; Heterotrichida; Blepharismidae. The record is from the annotation of a GenBank genome assembly.
AUGCAAGAAAAUUUGAAUAACCAAUACGAGCAUGCCAAAAAAGAUCUUGAUGCAGCUUUAUCUCAAUUUAAAGCUGCAGAAAUGAAAUGUUUGAUGGAAGACAAUAAUGAAUGUAUCAAAACCAAAGAUUUAUUCCGGUUAAAAUAUUCAGAAAUUUAUAGACUAAGAGAACGAGACAGCUCAAAUUGUAUGCAAGAAUGCGAAGAUAUAAUGAAACAAAAGGGAAAUUCUGCAUUUCGUGAAUGUCAGGAGUCAUGCCUAAAGCAAUUUAUCCCCAAAAUUCUCGAUGAAGCAAAGCUGAUUAGAGAUGCAGCUUCAAAUAACUAG